This is a messenger RNA of Entelurus aequoreus (snake pipefish), 4421 nucleotides long. Its product is annotated as double zinc ribbon and ankyrin repeat-containing protein 1-like. The coding region runs from base 73 to 1878 and encodes 601 amino acids. The record is from RefSeq and is a predicted model, not a curated record. The transcript has 18 exons. Lineage: Eukaryota; Metazoa; Chordata; Actinopteri; Syngnathiformes; Syngnathidae.
ACAAAGACAAACCCACACAAGACAGCGAGCCUGAAGUAUAAAACAACUCGCUCGACUCAAACACAUAUCAUCAUGACAGCAGGGGCGGUGGCGGCGCCGCGCAUCAUUCCCAUCAUGCAUCUGGACAGACUACGGGCAAAAAAUCACAUUGACACCAGUACACAUGUGUGCAUUCAGUCAGACACGCGAGACACGCAGGUCUUCUUCACGCUGGACGGCUCCAAGCCGCUCAGAGACCACGGGGGGUCAGGAAGAGUCAGUGGGCGGUACUGCGAGCCCUUCCUGCUGCCCGCCGGCCGCAUCUGCAUCCGCGCCAUGGCCGCCACCAGCGACGGCCGAGAGAGCGCCACCGUGACCAAAGUCUUCCUGGUCCAGCAGGAUGAGAAGGCGGAGCCAAGCAGACUUUCAUCUUACAUGCAGGAAGCCUGGCAUCAGCAGCACUCUGCAGGUGACAAAGACUCACCUGUCAGCACACGCUCGGUAGAAGAUCCUCUUUCUUCUUCAGGAUCCAAGAUGGCCGCCUCCGCUCCACGUUUCCUCAGAAGUCGUCAGGCUGUGCCCGCUGCCACGCCGAGUGCUUCGCCAAACCCCCAGUCUGAGCGUGCAGGUUUGCUUCAGCAGACGAGACGCACGCAAAGACAAGCUGACUUCCUGCGGUGUGCACACUGUGUGACCUUUCCACCAUCACACCCCUUGGCCACUUUCUGUACUCGGUGUGGCGUCACGCUGCCCCCUGCUGGAGGAGGACAGUUGGUGUGUUGUGUGUCGUGUAACACCCAAGUUCCUGUCAACACACCUUUUUGUUUAAUAUGCCACGCCUCCAUCAAGCAGCAGCUUCUCCACCAGUCCAGCCUGCAGGAUCACGUUGUGUGUUCAUGUUGUGGACAAAGGAAUCCAGCAGACAUGUCAAAGUGUCUGACGUGUGAGACUGAACUACACACGGUAACACACACACACACACACACACACACAAGGAUACUAUUGUAUGUGUGUGUGUGUGUUGUCCUGGUGCAGACAGCGUUGGAGACAAAUAGCGCCCCUCCAGUCCCAUCGACACACAACAGGAAGUUGACUUGCUCCAAAUGUAAACGACUGAACAACAAUGAUGCUCGUUACUGUGACUGGUGUGGCUGCAAGGUGCAGUGUGUCAGCAGUGUGUUGUGUGGUGGGUGUGGCACUGAUGGCGGCACACACCACACCUGCGCUGCUCCCUUGACUUCCUGUGAUGACCUCAUACAACCUUCAGCUCAUCAGACUGCUCAAACCACGCCCUCCUCUCUGAAGUUAGGCCCGCCCACUAGAGCACAGCACACACAGACCAUAGGACUACAUUACCCAUCAGCCACUGCACUGGGCAAAAAGCAGCAGACUGUCAGCAAACAAACACUUACUGCUAUCAGCCCAGGAAGAGGAUACUGGAGGAGGCAGCUGGAUCACGUGUGUGCUCACCUGAGGAGUUUUGCACAGAACAACGCCCCCUUCAGGACUCUGAUGGGAGAGCCCCGCCUUGGCAGGAUGGUUUCUGCGGUGCUUGAAGAAGACGCCCACGAGGUCAGUGUGACCAUCAGCUUCAUGGCGGCCUCACAGGAAGUCAGACAGGAAGUCAGGCGUGUGAGUUCCAACACCUUGAGCAGCGUGACAGAGAGGAGUGGAAGUGGAAAGAAAACAAGUGUGACGGUGAGGGACAGUCUGCCGCAGGAAGUGGGUCCAGCACGUGGUCACCAGCUCCUGGAUCAGGGGGCGGACCCACACUGCUGUGGGAGCGUCCUGGCCACCGCCCAUCACCAAGCGCUUCCUGUGUUGGCAGACCAGCCAUCUGGAACGGUGAAGACCACGGCGCCGCACCAGGCCGCCAUGCUGGCUUCUGCUCAGCUGUAAGGCGGCCACCUACCUUCCAGACAAAGAUGGCGUACCACGUGGCCGGCUGCGACCCCAUCACGUCUCUGGACCCCGCCUCCUCAGGGCACACGUUGCCAUGACGACCAAAAGAUUGACUCAAAGCACACAGUCCUUAUCUCAUCUUUAUUGUUCAAAGAACACCCGACUUACUCAGCGGCGCAGGCGUAGAAAAAAGGCGUGGCGACACUCGGCGCUGUCCAGCGGGUAGUACUUGUCGUAAAAGUCCAGGAUGUACUCCUCGGCCUUGAAGCCAAACUUCUGGUAGAGCAACAUGGCGGCGUUGCUGGCGGACACGUGCAGCGUCACGUCCUUGCCCAUGCAGGUCUGAAAGUAGCCACGCCCAUCAGCAGCAGGAAGACAAGAGGUGCACGCUGAGGCGCUCACCUGGAUGAGGUGGUAGAUGAUGAAGGUGCCGAUGCCCGCUCGCCGCCACUCGGGGUGCACCAGCAGGAAGGAGAUAUAGGCCUGGUUGUACUUGACGUCCGGCACCAUGAAGCCGAAGCCCACCACCACUUUCUUGUAGAGGACCACCACGCUGAAGUCCGGGUACUGCAGGCACUCCGACAGGUCGGCUCCUGCGCACAAGGGCAUGCUGCUGGCGGCCUGCUGCUGGUGGCGUGCUGCCGGCGGCGUGCUCACCUGGCCAGAAGUGCUGGUGACACAUGGCGUUGACGGCAGGGAUGUGGUCGGGCCUCACGUAGCAGUAGUCGAUGGGGGCGUCGGCUUCAGGGGGGCGGUCCUUCCUGCGCGCUCGGAUCUCAGCCAGCAGCCUCAUCUUCAGCGGCCGACUCUCGUAGUCGCGCCUACAAGUUGGGGUCAGAGGUCAGGGGCGGACCAUUACCUGUUGGGAGCCACUCACCUGAUGUAGGGUUUGAGGAGGCGGGACGUGUAAGGGCUCCUGAUGCUUUCCUCCAAAGCGCCAGUUGCUCCCAUCAGUCGAUAGCAGAAGGACACCUGCGGCGCAGGUAAGCCCCUCCCAGCGGACCCCUUCACCUGUGGGCACAUGUGGGAACACGUGGCUAUUGUGUCCGUACACCUGCACUUCCUGUCACAUGGUAUUUACCUGGAAGCGGUCUAGGACCCGCAGCUCCUGGCUGUCUGUGGCAAAUUGACCACCGCCCACCUCCAGAGCUCUGUAGACUCCUCCCACCAGGCUGAGGGCGGAGCUGACGGCCCGGUCGAUGUCCAGCAGGGGGAGCCCUCGCUGCCUCUUGGCCUGGCGGAGCAGCAGCUUGCGGCGGAGGCGUUUGGCCUGCGGCGUGACAGCGAGCGCCAAAGGGCAGGUGUCCAAACGCCGCCGGAGCAUCCUCUCCUCGUAUAGGCUGAGGGGCGAGAAGAGAGAGCUGCGGGGGGCGCCGCCCACAUCACUCCUCUCGCAAUGCCCCUCCCUCCUCCGAUGGGACCCAUCAACAACGCCGCUGGAAAAAGGCGGGCCCACGGGUUCCUCCUCACGCUCGUCCUCGCUGUCCGCUUCACGCUUGAUGUGAGGCGCCGCUGGGCGGAGUUUCUUGCGGCCAAUGAGAAUGGUGGCGGGAGGAGGGGUGUCCUCCAUCCCUGGGUCUAUCAUCCCAUCCGCCUCCAUCUCCUCGUCAUCUGAAAACAGUCAAAGUGGGUGUGGCCUGCACGUCACAUGACUUGUCAACUCACCGUGGAAGAGCGCCUGAGGUGGCAUGGCGUCCGGGAUGAGGUCCGCCUCCGACAGCAGACUGGGCGUGGCCGAGUGGGAGGCCGGCGUCCCGGGGGCGGAGAAGUCCAGUGAGGGUGACGGCGAAGGACUGGUCAGCGGCGUUCUAUCUGAAGAACUGAGGGAGGAGAAGUCCACCACCUCGCCUUUCUCCAGGACGCGCCCCGCGCCCACCUUGACUGGCGUGCCCGCCUCCUUCUGAGCACGUCGGAUGUCUUUGGCCUCCUGAGUCCGCGAGCGCUUCUCCUUCAGCUGCAUGGCGCUCUCCACCGGGUUCCUGGCGCCGCGCUUCCUCAGACCUUCCACCGUGAUGAUGGGCUCCACCGCCGCUUUGGACGCUGUGGACAAGCAAGAUGAGCAGGAUGUGGACCGCUGCGCCGCUCUGAGCAGCCUCACCUUUGACCUUAGGGCGGGACUUGUCGCUGUCGGGCCGCAGGGUCGGAGGUCGGUUGUGGACCAACUUCCACCAACCCGGCUCGCUGAACUCCUGCGCACCUGAGCGGAAGAAGGCGGGACUACCGACCGACAGACAGCCGGCCACCGUGCUCCACCACGUGGACGUCUUCUUCCUGCCAGGCGACAACACGUCAGUCAGCCGCCGCAGGAGCACACCUGACAGGAAGUCACCUGCAUCCUAGGAGGAAGUUCCAGUGUCGGCCGAUGAAGGCGCAGAUGUCCUCCUUCCAGCGGAAGUAGCCUUGGCGCCCGCUGCCCUCCAGGGACAGAUUGUACAUGGCCAGCAUGACCACCUGAGGAACACAGGCUUUAGCAAGUCUGACUGGCAAAGAGUCCUAGUCCAGUCCUCGUCUAAUCCCAGUCCAGAUUGUACAUGGCCAGC